Messenger RNA from Cordyceps fumosorosea ARSEF 2679, 3162 nucleotides. Its product is annotated as destruxin synthetase. Gene Ontology annotation, cellular component: cytoplasm. The record is from RefSeq and is a predicted model, not a curated record. The transcript has a single exon. Gene Ontology annotation, molecular function: catalytic activity; phosphopantetheine binding. Gene Ontology annotation, biological process: secondary metabolite biosynthetic process; amino acid activation for nonribosomal peptide biosynthetic process. Lineage: Eukaryota; Fungi; Ascomycota; Sordariomycetes; Hypocreales; Cordycipitaceae. Bases 1 to 3162 code for a protein of 1053 amino acids.
AUGGCCGUGUGCGCGUGGGAUGGCGACCUAACUUACGCCAUGCUGGAUCAGCUCUCAACUGUGCUGGCGGCCCGGCUGACUAGACACGGCGUUGGCUCGGACGUUAGAGUGCCCCUGUGCUUUCACAAAUCCAAGUGGACUCCGGUUGCGAUUCUCGCCAUUCUCAAAGCAGGCGGUGCCUUUGUCCUACUCGACCCAUCACUUCCGGAGCAGCGCCUGCGUUCCAUUGUCCAGCAGCUCGACGUCAAGUUCAUCCUAGCCUCCGUUUCCAACAAGGCUUUGAGUUCCAGGCUAGUUUCCGAGCAUAGCUCUGUUCUUGUCGUUGAUGAUGACGUGGUUUCGGAGUCGGAAACCGGAGACAACCUGCAGGGUCGGAAAAUCCAUCCGGGGUCGACUUGCUACGUCGUCUUUACUUCUGGCAGUACGGGCACGCCAAAGGGAAUCAUGAUAACUCACGAAAAUGCUGCAUCUGCCAUGCAUCACCACGUUCCGCGUCUGGAACUUACCGCCGAGACACGAAUGUUUGACUUUGCCUCGUACAGCACCGACGUGUCAAUAAGCAAUCUUUUCCUGGUCUGGGCAGCCGGAGGGUGUCUCUGUGUGCCAAAAGAGUCGGAUCGAAACAACAACCCCGAACAGAGCAUAGUAGAUCUGCGAGCCAACACGAUUGACAUAACUCCCUCCCUGGCCCGGUUGAUGUCACCGGCCAGUAUACCAGAGGUGAAGCUCAUCAUCUUCGGCGGCGAAGCGCUGCGAGUUGGAGACGUGGAGCGCUGGUGGGGUAAAACACGAAUCAUUCAUGAGUACGGCUCGAGUGAGUGUACGCAGAACAGCACCAUGAAUUGCAGGGCAACAUGUCCGGAAGACGUGGUCCGCAUUGGCACGGGUGCCGGUAUGGUCACCUGGGUGGUAGACCCGGAAGAUCACAACAUACUCGUCCCACCUGGAGAAAUCGGAGAGCUCCUACUGGAAGGUCCUCUAGUUGGUCGCGGCUAUAUGCAUGACCCGGACAAGACAGCGGCUGCCUUCAUUGAAGCGCCGGUGUGGCUUCAGCGUGGCGGACCCGGAUGCAGCGGACGUCAGGGCCGGCUGUAUAAAUCGGGCGACCUUGUGCGAUACAACAAGGACGGAAGUCUGACAUUUGUUGACCGAAAGGAUGGCCAAGCCAAGGUCCGCGGCCAGAGAGUCGACUUGGGUGAAGUCGAGCACUGGGUGCGUGCUUGCAUACCCGGGACUACCGAAGUUGCGGCUGAAGUUGUGUUGUUGCCAGGCGUCGAUUGUGCAUGCUCGACGUUGUUGGUGUUUCUUCAAGCCAACGAAAGUCUCGCAGACCUGUGUCAGUUCAGAACGGGUGCUCCCGAGAUAGUUCGCCUCCCCGCUGGCGUCGAGGACAAGCUGGCUCAGCACUUGCCAAGCUACAUGAUACCUUCCGCGCUCGUGUUAAUGGAUGAGCUACCGAAGACGGCGACUGGCAAGAUGCACCGCUCGCGUCUGCGAGAAGCUGGCUCGGCCUUGUCAGCACAGCAAUUGGCCGAGGCGCGGACCUCGGAAGCGUCUUCGAAGCAACAGCCAACCUCGCCUGUCGAAAGUCUCUUACAAGGGAUAUGGGCUCGCGUGCUGGGUCUCACGUUGUCCAAUAUUGGGCUGGACGACAGCUUCUUCCAUCUCGGAGGCGAUUCCAUUGCCGCAAUGAGAGUAGUGGCGGAGUCGCGCACUGCCGGUCUCUACAUCGCCGUCGCCGACAUACUCCGACACCGUCGACUGAGACCGGUGGCGGCCACUGCCAUUCCACUGGCCGAGACGAUCGGCAGCGAAAUUCCGGUCCGCAGGGACUCCGGUCCCGUUCAGCAAUCCCUUUACCAAGAGCGACUAUGGCUGGUGGAACAAAGCUGUCCCGGACAGAUCUGCUACCUGAAGCCAUGUGCUAUACGCCUGCGAGGGCCGCUCCAACUUCCGGCACUCAACACUGCACUGAAUGCUUUGGAGAAGCGACACGAAUCGCUGCGUACCACGUUCGCGACGCACGGCCAGGUUCAUCUCCAGCAGGUCCAGCCGUUUCAGCCCAAGGAGCUUGCCGUCAUCGAAUUCUCCUCCGAAGCCGACGGCCCUGACAGCCUCAGAGACGUGUUGGAGAAGGAUCAUACUACCGGUUUUCGCCUGGAACUAUCGGCCUGGAGGGCUUCAUUAUAUCGCUGCGGCUUCGACGACCAUGUUCUGUCCAUUGUCCUGCACAACAUCAUCGUGGACGGCUGGUCGCUCGCGGUUCUCAGUCGAGAGCUGACGGCUUGCUACUCAGCCGCAGUCUAUCACCGCGAUCCCCUCUCGCAGUUGGAACCGCUGCCGAUACAAUAUAGUGAUUAUGCGGCUUGGCAGAGACAGCAAGUUCAGACUGAUGAGCAUCAGCGACAGCUUGAAUACUGGGCUAGACGUCUCGAUUCAAGCGUUCCUGCGGAGCUGCGCCUGGACAAGCCCCGGCCAGCCGUACCCUCCUGUCGUGCUGAGAUAGAAGGCUUUAAGAUAGAUGAUGCUUUGUACGACCAUUUGCAACUAUUCUGCAAGGAAAGAGAGGUCACAUUACCGAUUGUCAUGCUUUCUGCCUUGGCCGCCACACACUAUCGCCUCACCGGAGUCGGCGACGCCACGAUAGGCUCCGUGUGCUCGAGCCGUGACCGUGUGGAGCUUAAGAACUUGAUAGGAUCACUCGUCAACCUGUACCCCCUUCGAAUCAAGGUGGAAAAUGAAACGUUUGGCAGCUUGGUCCAGCAGGUCCAAGAGACGACGACUGCAGCCUUUGCCAACCAAGACGUAACGUGGGGGGAGAUUGCUGCAAAGCUAGAACAGGGCAAACCUACACCUCUUCCGCCGCUGUUCAGGAUGGUGUUUACUUUCAACAACACCGACGAUUUGCCAGAUUUCACAUUCGAGGGCGUCGACUCACAGGUGCUGGAUACCCUAGUGACGGAGAGGGAAGACAUUGAGUUCGUCAUCAACCAAAAAGGCCAUACCCUGCAGGGCCAGGUGUUUUACUCGACCGAUGUCUACGAGAGAGAAAGCAUUGGCAACAUGACGGGCGUUUUUCAGGAUGUACUGGAGCGGGGGCUCAGCAACGCUGAGCAGACCUUUUCCGCCGCCGCUGUGUUCUCGGACUUGGGAGAUGCUUGA